CGGUCUGCUUUAGCAGUUGCGCCAAUAUUAGCAGUAGCCAAAAUUUGUCCGCUAUAUUUUUCCAACUAAUGUUUAUAAUUGUGUAUGAACACAAACCGCCACAUUAGUACCUAACUUUUGUAGACUGUAUUUGGGUAAUACUUCUGCCAAAAGGAUCUGUUUUUCUCAUGGUCUGACUCAGAGUGUCCUACUAACAUGGAUGGCAGUAAAGCGACCUCCUCUCCCGAGGGACCCGUAGACCCCUCUCUCAUAUCGGAAGAUGGCAAAAAUGUCAAAGCUGUUUUGUGCCAGAGGUGUGGAUCUAAAGUGCUCUGUCCAGGCAUGGCAGUCUUUGCAGAAAAGGAGCUGUUCCUCCCUUCGAUGAGAAAGAAAACCUCUAUUGGUCAGUCGGACGGGACAUUGGAUGGGGACACCUUAAUGGCUCACUGGCUGGUUGAUGACAUGUACACAUUUGAGAAUGUGGGCUUCACAAAAGAUGUAGGCAAAGUGAAGUAUCUUAUUUGUGCGGAUUGCGAGAUCGGACCUAUUGGUUGGCAUUGCUUAGAUGAUAAGAAGAGUUUCUAUGUGGCAUUGGACAGGGUGAACCAUGAAUAGAGCACUCACUGAAGGCACUGUGCAGAAAAUUCUAUGGUAUUUGAUUAUAUAACUCAAAUGUCUUGUUUUUUUUUAAUGCAAAUCCUGAUUUUUUUUUUUCGAUACGUGUGAUGUUUUUAGGGUUUUUUGCUCUCACCAUUCUGUAUGUUAACAUGUUCAACUGUACUUAUCUUUCAUAAAGGUCUGCUAUAGAUAAAUGGAGACAUUUCUUAAAACAUUCCUAAUCACAAGGCCUUUCCCAUCCCUCUUAUCUCUCCAUUAGUUUUCAUAACACUUCAGUCAGUUUUUUUGUAUAAAGAGGAAACGUCAAUGUUAGUUAAUAUCCAUCCUUGACCAUUAAUGAGAUGUGUAAAAUAUAUGACUGAAAAAUGAAUAAAAUAUAACUCUUAGCUGUUCUCAAAAUAA
Messenger RNA from Danio aesculapii, 999 nucleotides. It is a transcript of the gene rabif, whose product is annotated as RAB interacting factor. Gene Ontology annotation, biological process: post-Golgi vesicle-mediated transport; small GTPase-mediated signal transduction. Gene Ontology annotation, molecular function: guanyl-nucleotide exchange factor activity; zinc ion binding. The record is from RefSeq and is a predicted model, not a curated record. NCBI's taxonomy places the organism in Eukaryota, Metazoa, Chordata, Actinopteri, Cypriniformes, Danionidae. Gene Ontology annotation, cellular component: cytosol; membrane. The transcript has 3 exons. The coding region runs from base 196 to 594 and encodes 132 amino acids.